UGAAUCUUUUCUCCAAUUCGAUAGCAUAUUAGAACAUUUUCCAUCAAAUAUACAUUGCCUUUACCCUUUUCAACACAACUUAUGAACAAUUGAACAUUGCGGAUAAUUUAACAAUUGACUGAACACAUGCAAAUUUUCUUAAAUUGACAUGAGCUUUACCUCCAAAACCCAACAACUCAUAGCUCUUCUCAGUUUUUGUUCUUCUCUGAAACAUGUUUUCCAAAUUCAUACUCAAAUCAUAAUCUCAGGACUAUCUCAACAAAAUUGCAUCCUCCUCAAAAUUGUCAACUUUUUUGCUUCUCAUACUCCCAUAAACUCAUCUUCUUACGCCGGUCUUCUCAUCAAACAAUCGCAAAAUUCGUCUAAUUCAUGGUGGAAUAUCCUCAUUAGGAAUUAUGCUACAGGUGAAUACUGUUCACAUAGUGAAGCCAUUCGGUUUUUUGUUGAAAUGCGGCGUUCUGGAGCUGCUUCUGAUGAAUUCACAUACCCUUUUCUCUUCAAGGCUUGUUCGUCUUUUUUGGGUUUGAAAGAAGGGAAACAGAUUCAUUGUGAUGUCAUCAAGAUGGGUAUUUGUAACAAUGUGUAUGUACAGAACACUUUGAUUCAUUUUUAUGGGUCUUGCAAGAAGAUUGUGGAUGCAUACAAGGUGUUUGAUGUAAUGUCGCUUAGAACUGUUGUUACUUGGAAUUCGAUAAUUUCGGCUUGUGUGGGAAGCUGUUGGUAUUAUGAUGCGAUUGAAAUUUUUCGUUUGAUGAGAAAAUGUGGGGUUCAACCGGACGAGACAACUAUGGUGAUUUUGCUUUCUGCUUGUGCUGAGUUGGGUGACUUGAUUUUAGGGAAAUGGAUUCAUUGUCAAGUGAUUGAGCAAGGCAUGUAUGUGAAUUGUCAAUUGGGAACUUCCCUUAUUGACAUGUAUGCUAAAUGUGGAGCAGUGGAUUAUGCUCGUUUGAUCUUCGAUAGGAUUGGUGAAAGAAAUGUGUGGACAUGGAGUGCGAUGAUUCUUGGAUUAGCUCAGCAUGGAUUUGCUGCACAAGCCUUGGAACUCUUUUCGAAAAUGAAGGAUUGUUCUGUGAAGCCUAAUUAUGUGUCCUUUCUUGGUGUGCUUUGUGCUUGUAGCCAUGUUGGGAUGGUAGAAGAAGGGCAUCGUUUGUUUCAAGGGAUGGAAAGUCUCCAUAGCAUCAAGCCUAUGAUGGCACAUUAUGGUGCCAUGGUAGAUAUCUUGAGUCGUGCUGGACGUCUGGAUGAAGCAUACAAAUUCAUAGUUGACAUGCCCAUUGAGGCUGAUGCAGUCAUAUGGAGGACUUUGCUCAGUGCAUGCCACAUUCAUGAUAUUAGCGACUAUACUGGAGUGGGAGAGAAGGUCAGAAAGAGGUUGCUUGGAUUGGAGCCUAAAAGGAAUGGGAAUUUGGUCAUGGUAGCAAAUAAGUAUGCUGAAACUGGAUUAUGGGAGAAAGCAGCAAAAUUGAGAAGAGGUAUGAAAGAGAGACGACUUAAGAAGACCGCUGGAGAAAGCUGUGUAUCAGUUUUUCAGAAUCGAUAGAGGUUGUUAUCGAGUUCCAACGUGCAGGAUGUUGGUGUGUGUCUGUCAUCUUAAUGAGAUUGCAUUAGAAGAUGUAUACUUGAGCAACCACCAUGACACUAUGUGUUCUAUGCUAUCAAACUGAAAUAUUAACAAAACAAAACAAAAAAAAAAAAAAACAGAAAUAUUAACCACCUUAUAUGAUUCAAGUUAUAAAUGGCAUGUCAGCUACACUAUCACUCACCUAAAGGCUGAAAGCCGAACAGAAAAUAAAGCAGAAGAAGCAGCUCCAGUAAUCCAUAAACUCAGUCCUCUCUAAUAUUUAUUGCUACAA
Molecule: messenger RNA, 1853 nt
Organism: Solanum tuberosum (potato)
Lineage: Eukaryota; Viridiplantae; Streptophyta; Magnoliopsida; Solanales; Solanaceae
Product: pentatricopeptide repeat-containing protein At2g36730
Exons: 1
Coding region: 149-1540 (463 amino acids)
Biological process (GO): RNA modification
Molecular function (GO): RNA binding; protein binding
Source: RefSeq, a predicted model, not a curated record